Messenger RNA from Meleagris gallopavo (turkey), 824 nucleotides. Lineage: Eukaryota; Metazoa; Chordata; Aves; Galliformes; Phasianidae. The record is from RefSeq and is a predicted model, not a curated record.
ACAGAGCGCUGCACCUCGCGGUCAUCCACGAGCACGAGGCUUUCCUGGAUUCCAUCCUGCAGCGCGCGGCAGGCACUGCUUACAUGGAUCUGCAGAACGACCUCGGGCAGACCGCCCUGCACCUGGCUGUCAUCUUGGGGCUGCCCGGCUUUGUGCGCAAGCUGCGGGCGGCGGGCGCGGGGUUGGGGCUGCAGGAACGUGGGGGUCACACAGCCCUGCACCUCGCGUGCCGAGAAGGGCAGCCCCACUGUGCCCAGCAUCUCCUGGGGGGUCUCCGUUGCCCCCUGAGCGAGGAGGAGCGUGCGCAGCUGGAGAGCGUCAACUAUGACGGUUACACCCCUUUGCACGUUGCCAUUCUUCGGAAGGACGUGGAAUUGGUGCAGCUGCUGUUGCGUGCCGGGGCCGACUCCAACAAAGCAGAGCCGAGCUGUGGCCGCAGCCCCCUGCAUCUGGCUGUGGAAGCACAGAGCUUGGAGAUGGCAGAGCUGCUGCUGCGGGCUGGUGCUGACCCAGCAGCAAGGGGCUACGGGGGUCGCACCCCCCUCUACAGUGCCAGACAUCGCCCAGACCCCCGCCUGCCCCAACUGCUGCGUGCUUUUGGGGCCCCUGACAGCUCCGGUGAUUCUGAGGACAGUGAGGAGGAUGAAGAUAGCGAGGAAGAUAACAGCAGCGGUGAGGAAUACGACGACAUUGUCAUCAACAGCGGUCGCUGUGCGGACUGAGGGGACACCCCUGGACCUGCAGCCACCCCCCCCUUAUUUAUCGGGGUCCCCUGAAGGCAUGGGCUGGACUUUGGGAGGCUCCCUGUGCCCCCCCUUUUUCUU